Didymella exigua CBS 183.55 is the source of this 498-nucleotide messenger RNA. RefSeq lists its product as uncharacterized. The transcript has 2 exons. The record is from RefSeq and is a predicted model, not a curated record. Bases 20 to 391 code for a protein of 123 amino acids. Lineage: Eukaryota; Fungi; Ascomycota; Dothideomycetes; Pleosporales; Didymellaceae.
GCAAGUCCGACUGUUGCGCAUGGGACUACCUAGGGCCACCGACGGGUCCAUUUUCACGCCGCCACAGUACCCGCUCUACCCAGAGCCUUCACCUCAGGGUCGCUAUGUCCUUGCACCAUCUGUGUGCAGCACACGUUUGCCCCGCAAACUCCAACACGUUGUCUCCAAGGGUGAGGCAAGAGCGACGAUGGAACGAGGCGCUCCCGCGCUGGAUGAUGAAGGUCAGUCUGAGUAUGUGGUCGUGGAACCGGAUGGCAGGCUCACCGUUGCGGUGGAGGAUGAUUGCUCCUCAUAUCCCAGGGCGAGCAAAGGUCACCGGUGGAGCUACUUGCCCUGGAUCACGGAGAUGGAGGAGAGUUGUCAGCCAUUAAAAUUAAAAAUCAGGCUUUAGAAUGACGAACGAGAUCAGAAGAAGGCGCAAUUGACUAGGUGAUGGAGGUAUCAGGAGCGGAGAAGGUGGGAUUCGGGAGCAAUUAUUCCUGCAACUACAGAGCUAGC